AUGGCAGACAGUGAGACUAGCGCGCAGUCACUACGGGGGUCCCUGGAGUUCCCGAGCAUCCAGCGAAUCAAGGGGCUGCGGCGAUCAGCAUCGGCAAACAGCCGGCGGCACCCGCGGCCGGUGAUUACGCGUGUGGACGCACCGGCACCAAUAACCACGUCAGUUCCAGCACUGGACGUACUGAUGCAGCAGCGCAUGCAGCGCAAAGACACUGAAUCCUGGGAGGCAUCCAUAUCAGACACGGCGAAGUGUGCGCAGCAUGUCGGACUUAACCCAGUGCCCGCCAUCGCCAACAGCGCGCGUGACGGAGCUGCUGGAUCGCAUUGUUCCCGAUGCCCCCAGCAGAUGCGCGGCUUACAUCACGACUACUUUGUGGUGGCAACAGUGGAUGGGCAGCCGACAGUGCCGGAGAGAUACCAGUGCCCGACGGCCAUGUGCAGUGCGUCGUUUGCCAGCUUCGAGGGCCUUCGGGCGCAUUGGAGCCAGCAUCCGUGGAAUCGGCGCGGCGUGCUGGUGCCAGUGACGGCGGGCGGGAUCCGCCGGCUUAGUUUCUGGCAGCACAAGGUCAAAUACGUCAAGUCGGUGUUGAUGGGCAGGUAUCGCGGCGAUGGGCAGGGGGCGCGGUGGGGGAAAGCUGCGGUCGGGGUUGGGGCGGUGUCCAUGUCAGAUUUGGGCGACAUCAGCCUCAGAGGCCCAAGGUCGUAUCUUGUGUCGCCACGCAUUCUGCCGAUAGAGCAGGUGCGCAAGUGGGAAGAGCAUAGAAGCAUACCCGGAUAA
Molecule: messenger RNA, 777 nt
Organism: Linderina pennispora
Lineage: Eukaryota; Fungi; Kickxellomycota; Kickxellomycetes; Kickxellales; Kickxellaceae
Exons: 3
Coding region: 1-777 (258 amino acids)
Source: RefSeq, a predicted model, not a curated record